AAUCUAGCCUGUGAACUUCGAAUUUCUUAAAAAUUUUCACGAAAUUCCUAUGUUGCAGGCCAACUUUACUUUCCUGCCUUUCUAAUAAAUUGUCAUAAACUACACCAUGUUAUAAACCAUAAACGUCAAUUACUCGUCAACUUACCAUGUGCGUACGAUGUGCACGUGACAGCUGCGUUUGAUUUGUGAUUGCUUAUGCUAACUAGAACUCAAGUGGGACCUUAUGAUCUGUCAUUUCUGUUCUUUGGUAGGCAUUCGUGAUUCAAGUUUUGAUCACACAUUACUUAUUUCGAUUUUAUAUCGUAGGAAUUAGAGAGUUUAUAGCGAGGGGAAACACGGUGAGUUUAGGUUAGAUUGCAGCAAGAAUCUUCGGAAAAUUUAUUGAAACCAUGUCGGACAACGUGUGUCUUCAACUUCCAGUGUCAGUGGUUAACCGUGCAACAACAUCGACGGAUCGCAGUGAAUAUCUUUUAAAUCUUUUAGAAAAUAUCUUACCACCCUCAGAUACUAAAUCAGUAAAUGAAGAAUUGAAAAAGACAUUCACUUUCAACAAAUACAGAACAAAGCAUGUUCGCCGUAAACCAAAGAAGGCAACAUUUUUAACAGCCAGAAAAAGAUCAGAACUUGGCUUAAAUAAAUUGGAUAACAGGAUUAACUUGAAAUACGUUGAUGCAUUAGCAUUGAACCAGCUGUGGCUAGAGUACAUGCGACAAAUGCUUGGUGUUAACAAUUUCACUGAUUUACCACAAGGACCAGUCGAACCAUAUUGGGACAACAUUGGUCAACAAUUGCUAAAGGCUGACUUCCAUGGAGCAAAAAUUCUUGUCAUUAGAUCUAAAUGCCCAAGUUUGGUAGGCAUUCAUGGCAUUGUAUUGCAAGACACUAAAUGUACCUUCAGAGUUAUUGGAGAGGAUAGUAUUAUCCGAACAAUUCCAAAAGACACAGCUGUAUUCAAGAUAUGUUUGGGCAAUGUCAAUUUACAAUUGUUUGGCAGAGAGUUGUGUGUCAGACCUGCUGAGAGAUCAGUGAAAAAAUUCAAAAGUGCUCGUGUACCUGAUUUAUAACAUAAUUACGAUUAUGAAAAUACAAAUAUUGCUAAAAUUUUCUUGAGUACUUUUAAUGACUUAUCAAAUAUCACAAAUGAGGCUUUCCCAUAGUCAAGAGAUACGUGCAUAAAAUUGUAUCUUUAACAAGUACGUUGUGCAUUUUAAUUUUUAAUUUUUUUAUAAUUUUUAUAAAAAAUGUUUAGUGACGAAUAUCAUUUGUUACUGGUUAAUUAAUAUGGGAAUGUGUAUGAUAAGAAAAUGAAAAUAUGUUCGUCAAACAGGCAUUUGUUUAUUUCUCACUGUGCAUAUCCACUUGACACAGUUGUUAUAUCUUACAGCAAAAACAAUUGAAUGCAAUCCAGUUCUUCGAUCAUCCAUUCUUGAUAAUUACCUUUUGUAUCAUUUAUUCAUUUUUUUUUUUUCAAUAAUAUUAAUUCAUAUCAUAUUUUUGUCUACUACUUACAUGUUACACUAAAUACCAAUAUAAUAUAUAAUAAUAUAAUUAUAUAUUUAUAAUAUAUAUGUAUAAUUACUAAUAAUCCUUGCUUUUUUGUUUGCUUUUUGCAAUAAUUAGUUAUAAUAGUAUUUCAAAAUAUUCAAAUAAUCAUGAUAUUAUAAUAACAAUUUGCGAUGCGGAUUGGUUAAAUCCUUAUUCAAAUAAUAAAUCACUAACCACUUCAUUUCCAAAAAUUUCAUUCAUGAUAAAUUUGAUUUAGCUAUGUUGAAAAGAUAAGUGCAAUGAUGGAGUUUUGGGAUUGUCGCGUACCUUUCGCACGCACCACCAGUUCCUAACGAAUUCUUACAAUUUAUUUACCAUAAUUUAAAGGAUCAGUAAACCAAUUACACAGGCCUGAAGAAUCAGAAACGCAACUAAGAAUUCUACCCUAAUCGAUCCCUCACGAGAAAUAAUUAGUGUAUUUGAGUUUAAAGCAUCCCUCAACAUGCAGUUAAUGAUUAAUAACGAUGCUCUUGUCAUGUGAUUUGGAUUAAUGUUCAUACACCCACCGAAUCAGACUCGUGUUACGUGUUCACUGUCCCAUUCAAUAAUCAGGGGCAAUCUACAAUUAUCACUGCGUUACGUUAAGGCGUAUAACUUAUUGAAACAAUUUUUUUCCAAAUAAUCAACGUGUUAAUCAUGCCGUCAGUACACUUUGCAACGGAUCAGUUAAACGUACACAGUAUGCUGGCAAAAGAUAGGUAUUUUGCGACCUACCACUGUAAAUAUUUAUUCAGCUACUAUAGAACGGUAGCUUCCGAAUUUAAUUUAAAUGACAAAUCAGCCACUAUUUCUAUGAAUCAUCAAUAAAAUGUUAAUUCAACAUUUUUUUUACAGAUUAAAUGAUUGCUAUUGAAGUGUGGUGGACAAAUGCUAUCGCAGUAUUAACAUCAUUUAAAAAUCAAUUGAUAUUCUUGCUCCUGUCAUCCAUGCAAUUCCGAUUAUUAAGGAAGA
This is a messenger RNA of Neodiprion fabricii, 2496 nucleotides long. RefSeq names its product ribonuclease P protein subunit p29 (gene Pop4). The coding region runs from base 390 to 1064 and encodes 224 amino acids. The record is from RefSeq and is a predicted model, not a curated record. The transcript is spliced from 4 exons. Gene Ontology annotation, molecular function: ribonuclease P RNA binding. Gene Ontology annotation, biological process: tRNA 5'-leader removal; rRNA processing. NCBI's taxonomy places the organism in Eukaryota, Metazoa, Arthropoda, Insecta, Hymenoptera, Diprionidae. Gene Ontology annotation, cellular component: ribonuclease P complex; ribonuclease MRP complex.